AGUCCUCGGCAGAGAGGUUUGACUAACAGUGAAAAGGGAUCAGAAAAGUUUUACAGCUGGCGACGCUCCUCAGCCACUGGAGUAGCGACCUGUGAACUGGUGGCAGCGCUGAUCGGACACAGAGAGAGAGAGAGUGAGAGAGAGAGAGGAGAGGGAGAGAGAGAGGGAGAGGGAGAGAGAGAGAGAGAGAGGGAGGAGAGCCACGACUUUCAGGUUGCAAAGGUGCCUUCAGCUGCAGACAUUACUUCUGGCUUAUAGCAAAUCACAAUGGCUGACCGUUUUGACUGUGACAACUGCAAAGAGUCCCUGUACGGCCGCAAGUACAUCCAGUCAGACGACAACCCCUACUGCAUCCCGUGCUACGACAGCCUGUUCUCUAACACAUGUGAUGAGUGCAAGGAGCUGAUUGCCCAUGACGCCAGGGAGCUGUUCUACGAGGACCGGCAUUACCACGAGCACUGCUUCCGCUGUUUCCGCUGCGACCGCUCCUUGGCAGAUGAGCCCUUCACCAGCCAGGACGAUGCCCUGCUCUGUAAUGACUGCUACUGUAAUGAGUUCUCCUCCAAGUGCGUGGCCUGCGACAAGAUCGUCAUGCCAGGUACUAGAAAGCUGGAGUACGGUGGGUCCACGUGGCACGAGGGCUGUUUCAUCUGCCACAGCUGUGAGCAGCCAAUCGGCUCCAAGUCCUUCAUCCCUGACAAGGACGAACACUACUGUGUGCCCUGCUACGAGGACAAGUUCGCUCCGCGCUGCACGCGCUGUAAAAAGACCCUGGCUAAAGGUGGUGUGACCUAUCGGGACGAGCCGUGGCAUAAGGAGUGUUUUGUGUGCACUGGCUGUAAGAUGCAGCUCGCUGGGCAGCACUUCACCUCCCGAGACGACAGCCCCUACUGCCUCAAGUGCUUUGGCAGCAUCUACGCCAAGAAGUGUGCGGCCUGUGCCAAGCCCAUCACAGGUUUUGGAGGAGGGAAGUACAUCUCAUUCGAGGAUCGCCAGUGGCACCAGUCAUGCUUCACCUGCACCCAGUGCUCUGUUUCCCUGGUGGGCGCCGGCUUCUUUCCUGACGGCGACAGGAUCCUGUGCCGUGACUGCAACAGCAAUCUAUAGAGCAGCCAUUUAAAUCCCCCCCUUGCUCCUUUCACCUUUCCUCGCUGCAUACACAGGACCCCCAGUCAUUACCCAGGAUGGUAAAUCAGGCCAACACAUGCUGCCUCUCAGGUCAUUCUUACACAGAUGUACAGAGAACACAAUCACACGUAGACCCACGCAUCACAUGUCCAUUCCUCAUGUUCAUCCCUGAAAUAGUGUGCAAAAUCCUAGGCUGAUGCUUUACUGUUCGGGUCAACCGCUACAAAUAUUUCUUUUGCAGCCAAAAAGAUGGCGAUUAUGUGAAUCAAAGUUGAUGGAGUGCCUUAAGAAUAUUAUAACAUACUAUACAUGUUAUGUACUAUUAAACCAAAGAAAAGCAAUAUGACAGCCACUAUGCAAACAUUUCCCUGGUAUUUUAUGUGGGUGACUCGUCACCUAAAAUAGAGAUGAGGCUCUGAAAAGCAGACACAGGACACUGAUACAUAUAUGUAAUGCUUUAUGUCUGUAUUUUCAAAGUGAGGUUGAGCUACUGUUGUAAUGCUCCUUUAACUGCAGUUUUAUGCAUAUUUUGAAUGUUGCCUUUCCUCAAGUGUCAAUUAUCUUUCCAUAUUAUACCUGUCCUGCUUUACACCUCUUGAUCAACUUAUAUUAUUAAACAGAAGGGGUUGGUAACAUUGCUGCAAAAAGUUUUAUAUAAUUAGACUAAUUGUUAUUAAUUUGCAUUGUGUCCAAAUAGAAAGU
This is a messenger RNA of Myripristis murdjan (pinecone soldierfish), 1830 nucleotides long. It is a transcript of the gene fhl3a, whose product is annotated as four and a half LIM domains 3a. The record is from RefSeq and is a predicted model, not a curated record. The transcript has 6 exons. Gene Ontology annotation, cellular component: nucleus; stress fiber; Z disc. Bases 268 to 1107 code for a protein of 279 amino acids. Gene Ontology annotation, biological process: actin cytoskeleton organization. Gene Ontology annotation, molecular function: transcription coregulator activity; actin binding. Lineage: Eukaryota; Metazoa; Chordata; Actinopteri; Holocentriformes; Holocentridae.